Messenger RNA from Musca domestica (house fly), 747 nucleotides. RefSeq names its product rhodanese domain-containing protein CG4456. NCBI's taxonomy places the organism in Eukaryota, Metazoa, Arthropoda, Insecta, Diptera, Muscidae. The transcript has 2 exons. Gene Ontology annotation, molecular function: thiosulfate-cyanide sulfurtransferase activity. Bases 149 to 673 code for a protein of 174 amino acids. The record is from RefSeq and is a predicted model, not a curated record. Gene Ontology annotation, cellular component: mitochondrion.
GCUUUAAAGUAAUUUCGUAAAUCAAAACCUUUGUUUUCAAUGUCAGCUUAAAAUUUGUAUGUACUCCACAGAAGUUUAGUGUCAUCAAGCUUCUUGUACAGUCGAGACGCUUUACUUUCUGCAAAAGACAAAUACCGCUAACAGAGAUAUGAGUUUGUGUCGAUUUGCCUUUGUCGUCACAGCGAUCGUGGCUUUAUCUUUUUCUACAUCGACAAGUGGUCAACAACUGACAAGCGGCGGCGAAGAAAGCUCAGCAAUGGGUCUAACAUCGUCAACAGACAACAGUCAUAAAGAUACGCCGAAAAUGAGUGGAAAUAUAAAAAUUGUCGACUAUGAUUUUGUUAAGAAUCUGCCAAAUUUGCAUCCUGAAAUUCUAUUAAUUGAUGUACGCGAACCGCAGGAAUUGCAAGAGACAGGACAAAUUCCAACAAGUAUUAAUAUACCAUUGGCCACCGUAAAACAGGUAUUGGGAGAGCAGACGUCGGCAGAGGAAUUUAAACAGAAGUUUUCGCGAGAGAAACCCUCUUUGGAUAGUCCAAUUGUUUUCUAUUGUCGCUCGGGCAGAAGAUCACAAAUGGCAGCUGAGACUGCAGUCGCUUUGGGUUAUACCAACAUCAUGAAUUACAAGGGAUCUUGGUUGGAUUGGGCUAAACAUGAGGGAUUGCCACAAUAAAAGGUGUACAUUUUUUUUACUAAAAAUUUGAUCAAUAUACUUAAUUUAUUUAAUAAAAAUAAUUAUCUAUGCGA